Messenger RNA from Portunus trituberculatus (swimming crab), 1227 nucleotides. RefSeq lists its product as uncharacterized. The coding region runs from base 1 to 1227 and encodes 408 amino acids. The record is from RefSeq and is a predicted model, not a curated record. Gene Ontology annotation, molecular function: zinc ion binding; nucleic acid binding. The transcript has a single exon. Lineage: Eukaryota; Metazoa; Arthropoda; Malacostraca; Decapoda; Portunidae.
AUGGACCGUCUACUGAGACCAGAGAGGCUGGAUGCUGACCCGAGUUCACCAACAGCAGCACAAGAAUGGAAGCACUGGAUACAGACUUUCAAGAAUUUCGUGGCAGCUAUAUCACAAGACGAAGUGGAUAAGCUUGGACUUCUUACAAACUUUGUGUCACCCAGAGUGUAUGAAACUAUUUCUGAGUGUGAUUCAUAUGAUGAUGCCUUGAGUACGUUACAGGCUCUGUAUGUCAAACCGGCAAAUGAAGUGUUUGCUCGUCACUCCCUGGCAACGCACCGCCAGCAACCAGAAGAGACGCUGGACGAGUAUUUCCGGGCCCUUAUGACGCUGAGUAAAGAAUGUAAUUUUAAGGCUGUAUCUGAAACUCAGCACUGUGAAGAAUAUAUCAGGGAUUCUUUUAUUAGUGGCCUACAAUCACCUAUGAUAAGACAACGGUUGUUAGAAAACAAGACUCUUGAUCUGACUACGAUAUUCGAUCAAGCGCGUGCCCUAGAUUCUGCACAAAGAAACUCAGAGUCUUACAGUGAUGUUCCUUCAUCUCGUGUGAUAAGUGCCGCUCUUGGUGAUGGCAGUGAUGACGAAUCAGAACCUUCUGGUGUGAUGGCUGCUGCUAGUUCAAAAUGUUAUUUCUGUGGUCUCCGGCGCCAUCCACGCACGAAGUGUCCCGCUUGGGAAGCUAUGUGUCACAAGUGCCAGAAAAAGGGACAUUUCGCUAAAGUGUGUCGGAGCAAAGGUGUUAAUGCUGCUAUAACUCCUACUAAUAAUGCGACACUGGCAACAGUAACCUCUGCUGCUACUCCUAGUGUACUGCGUAGUGCUGUAGUACAAAUUUCCAUCAAUGAUAUGGAAAUAGAUGGUCUUAUUGACAGUGGAAGUUCACAGAGCUUUGUUCACCCAGAUAUAGUAAAGCGGCACUCUUUAAGAGUACAGCAGUCUAAGAGUGCUGUGACUAUAGCUUCUACUUCCUUCUCAACUCAAACAUUUGGCUUUUGCACCGUCGACCUUAAAGUGAAUGGCCGGACCUACGAGAGUGUGCGUCUGACUGUGCUCCCACAACUUUGUUCUAAUGUCAUUCUAGGACAAGAUUUUCAGAAACUACAUGAUAGUGUUACGUUGGCGUACGGUGGACACUUGCCCCCACUUGUAGUUUGUGGACUAAAUGUGCUGAAUGUAGAUCCUCCGGAACUAUUUUCUAACUUCCGGAGGAUCUACAUUCAGCAGUAA